ACAAAACAAUAAAAUUAUAGAAAUUCCUCCCUCCCUCCAUCUUGUUUGUUUUCCUUUUCCUUUUCAACAACUCUUUAAUUUUAAUUCUUCAUGUGAUAUAUUUUUAGAUAAAUUUAUUGUUCAAUUGAUAUACAUAGAUUAUACAUCAUUACACUGAUCAAAGGUAUAUUAUACAUGACUUACACAUAUAUUACAUAUCCACUGACUGUUUUAAAUUUAAUCAAUUGGAUGAAGGACUAUUUAGGUGAAUUUUUUACACUAAAUUAUUUGUUCAUAGACACCAUUGAUUAACAUAAUAAGACAAUCAAUGUUUAAUAUAAUCAACCUGCCACACUAUAAAUCAUGCCUUAUUGAGGACAAGAAUAUUAUACAUGGUGACAACUAAUUCCCAUCAACCAUGUUACCCUUCCAUUUUCAAAUUUAUCACUAGUCACCCCACCCCCACCCCCACCCCCACACCCACCCUCCCUAUAAUAAGUAGCUCCAACUUUCUCAUCAAUUCUCCAAACUUUUUUCUCUCUAAUACAAUGGCAAGAAAAUUUGGAAUUUUCUUGACAAUCUUUUGUAUUCUCUUAACUUCAUGUCAUGCAGAUUGGAACAUUUUGAAUGAGCAAAGAACCAGUAGCGGUCUCAAAAUAAGCCUGAAGAAUUUUUGUGAGAGUUGGAGAAUGAAUGUUGAGUUGCACAACAUUAGAAACUAUCAGGCUGUUCCUCAAGAAUGUAUUGCAUAUAUUGGAAAAUACAUGACUUCUACUCAAUACCAAGUGGAUUCUGAAAGAACUAUUAGUGAAUGUAUACUUCAUCUUACUACUAACUGUAUUUUGGAAAAGGAUGGCAAAGAUUCUUGGAUUUUUGAUAUUGAUGACACCCUUCUUUCUUCUGUUCCUUACUACAAGAAAAAUGGAUUUGGGGGAAACAAGCCAAAUGAGACAGCUUUAGAGGAUUGGAUGAGCCAAGGGAAAGGAACAGCAUUGAAACAUUCUUUGAAGUUGUUCAAUCAUCUUAAAGAGCUAGGAGUUCAAAUCUUUCUUGUUUCUUCAAGAAAAGAACAUCUUAGAUCUGCCACUGUGGACAAUCUUGUCCAUGUUGGUUUUUAUGGAUGGAAAGAACUCAUACUAAGAAGUCAAGAAGAUGAAUGCAAGAAUGUUCAAAAGUUCAAGGCAGAGGCAAGAAAUAAAAUUAUAAGCAAAGGCUAUAGAAUUGUGGGCAUUAUUGGAGACCAAUGGAGCAGCAUUGUGGGUCUUCCAAGUGCAAAAAGAUCAUUCAAACUUCCAAAUCCAAUGUACUAUAUUGCUUGAUAUAUAUGGAUCCAUUUUGUUCCUUUCACUUGUGAAAUUUGUCAAGUUUUUGUGAGGAAAUAAACAUGAUUUCUUGGAUGUUA
Molecule: messenger RNA, 1381 nt
Organism: Capsicum annuum
Lineage: Eukaryota; Viridiplantae; Streptophyta; Magnoliopsida; Solanales; Solanaceae
Product: acid phosphatase 1
Exons: 3
Coding region: 372-1298 (308 amino acids)
Molecular function (GO): acid phosphatase activity
Source: RefSeq, a predicted model, not a curated record